AUGAUUACUGAUAUUAACAAUGUCCCUAUUGAACAAGCCAUCAAGGAAAACGGGUUUGUUAUCGUUGACAAUUUGAUUCCUCAAGACAUGUUUAUUCGCCUCAAAGAAGCUUGUGAUCGUGUCGUCAAUCGCGCUCGUAAAGGGGACUGGAAAUACAGACGCCUUGUGGGUACUCAGUUCCCUCCAUGGACUGAAGGCACUGAUGUAUGGGGUGUCCAACACAUGAUUCAUCCCGACCUUAAGGAACCUGUUUUUGCUGAAUGGUAUGGGUCUCCAAAGUUGUUAGAGGCUGUGCAACAGUUAUUGAACACAAAACAUGAUGAUCUUCAGUUAGAAUUGUUUAAUCUCUUGAUCAAUCCUCAAGAUUCUGAUUUCGAUUUGACAUGGCAUCGUGAUGCUAUUAAGGCUGAAGCUUCGGAAGAAGAAGAGAAAGAGAAGCUCACUAUUCCUCAUUAUGGUACUCAAUGGAAUACUGCACUUUAUGACGAUGCUUGUCUUUAUGUUGUUCCCAACUCUCACCGCCGUGUCCGAACUGAAGCUGAGCGAGACAUUACCAUUCAUGAUCCUAAAAGCAACAAGAUGCCCGGUCAAUUGAAAGUGGAACUCAAACCUGGACAAACUGUGUUUUAUGAUAACAAUAUCCUCCAUCGUGCUUCUUAUGUUUCUUCACAAAAGCGUGCCACUUUGCAUGCCUCUAUGGGUACCAUUGAAGGUGGCCAUUACCGUGCUUCCUGUAUUCUUCAACACGGCCUUGGUUGGAUGAAGACAGAAGAAUUCAGAAGCACAUUGCCUAAAUCAUUAGACAAACCUUAUGCUAAUCUUUUAGCUAUGGCCAAUAAGGCAGGCAUGUCUGAUUUGGAAGCUAAACCAAUUCACUGA
Messenger RNA from Gilbertella persicaria, 879 nucleotides. RefSeq lists its product as uncharacterized. The transcript is spliced from 4 exons. The record is from RefSeq and is a predicted model, not a curated record. Bases 1 to 879 code for a protein of 292 amino acids. NCBI's taxonomy places the organism in Eukaryota, Fungi, Mucoromycota, Mucoromycetes, Mucorales, Choanephoraceae.